ACUAGCGAGUAGCGAUACAACCAACAACAGUGUACUAGUAGUGUUUUGUGCGUGUUGCCGUCACAGCCAGCCAACGCGCAACGGUCUGUCGCUUCAGUGUCAAUGUGUUAAACUAGUGAGGUUGUCAAAUCUGUUUAUUUUUCAGUGUUAGUAAGUGCAAAUAAACAUACAGAAACAUGUUCUCUUUUUACAUUGUUAACGGCGCAAUGCCUGGACUAUUUGAAUGGUGUAUUUUUUGUGGUCUCGUGUAUUGGCUGUUUAACAAAAGGUUUCACACGAUGGUGGACGUGUUGUCCACCAGACUUCAGGAGGUUUAUACACGAUGGGAGACAAAAAGUGUGCCUACGCACCACAGUCUGCGCACUACUAAGCUGAGCACGCCGCGCACACGCAGCAAGGACCUCAUACAUCAGGUUUCUGACCGUCAGUUGUUCAACAUCAAGGAGACAGAGUGGAGCCCCUUGCCUGAGAAACAGCAGCGGCCCUUCCUUGGACUCACCUGCUCAUCCUGCACUCCUAGCAGUAGGAGUGCUCUUGUGGACAAGAACUACCGCAAUGUCAGCGUGGUGGAUGUGCUGCAAGUGGAGAAACUCGGCACUCACCCUCAGACAUUCCUGGGCAAGAUAUUUCCCCAGCUCUGCCAUGCACUGUCUUUCAAGAAGUUCUACUACCCUUACGUUUAUGAAACUGUGUUGAAUGAUGAGAAGAUCAAGCAGGUUAUAGAGCUGUCGGCCAAGCAAGCGCUAGAGGAGAGCAAUGCGGACGUGUCGGAUCCUGUCAUGUUUGCCGCAAUGUUGCGGAGACAGGGAGAACGAGCUGUCAAGAUACUUACAGCUCUCAGGUCCACCUUCUCUGACGCUAUCCUCAGCAGACUAGCGUCGUAUGUGAUGAACAAGGUGAUGUCCCGACUGUUCUCGUGUGUGGUGGUACACCCAGCCCAGCUGGACACCCUGAGACGAGCCAGUGAGUCACAACUGCCUCUCAUCUUCCUGCCUCUCCAUCGGUCUCACCUCGACUACAUCGUCAUCACUUUUAUCCUCGCCAACAACAACAUACAGAGUCCACUUGUUGCUGCUGGCGAGAAUCUGCGCAUUCCAGUCUUUGGUUGGUUGCUAAGGGGCCUAGGAGCGUUCUUCAUCAAGAGAAGGAUGGAUCCAGCCAAGGGCAAGAAGGAUACCCUCUACCGUGCCUUGCUGCACACGUACAUGAUGCAGUGUCUCAGCGCAGGACACAAUUUUGAGUUCUUUAUUGAAGGGGGCAGAACUCGGACUGGGAAACCUUGCAUGCCUAAAGGAGGACUGCUGAGUGUUUUUGUUGAUGCCUACAUGGACGGCAGCAUAGAUGAUGCUCUGCUGGUGCCUGUGAGCAUCAACUAUGAACGGAUUGUGGAUGGGAACUUUGUUCGAGAGCAGACAGGGGCUCCCAAACAGAUGGAGAGUUUCCAAUCAGCUGUGACCAGCAUCUGGUCCUGCCUCACGUCUCACUACGGCGCCAUGAGAGUAGACUUCAACCAGCCAUUCAGUCUCAGAGAAUUAGUAAGUACAUUCCAAAGCAAGAUUGUACCUAAAACCAACAAGAAAAAGAUCCUACACAGUGUCCCUUCAACAGCUUCCCUGUAUGGUACAGAUGUAGUGGUGGAGGAGCAUAGGCAGCUAGUAGACAGCAUUGCCAGGCAUAUUAUAUUUGACUGUUGCAGAUCCACCGCUGUGAUGUCCACCAAUGCCGUCAGUUUCCUGUUGUUGCACGUGUUCCGAGAUGGUGGUAAAGUGGACAUGAUAGCAGAGGCGCUAGACAAGCUUCGUUCACUCCUCAGUUUAACAGACCGUGACUGUGGCUUUGUAGGAGACUCUGUUGAUGUCAUCAACCAUGCGGUAGAUUUAUUGGGUCCAGGUAUGGUGAAGAAGGAAAGGACCAAUGAUGGAGUCAUGAUCACACCAGUUACUAUGCUGCCCAAUGUGAUAGAGCUGCAAUACUACAGCAAUAUUCUGAUACCUCACUUCAUCAUGGAGGCAGUCAUUGGAACCAGUAUAAAGUGCCUUGCAAAACUUAAACCAUUUGCUGGUGAAGUACAUAGAGGCCAGCUCAUUUCCAAGUGUAUUGAGCUAUGUGAGGUCAUGCAAUAUGAAUUCAUAUUCACCAAGACAUGCCAGUCAUUGGAAACAGCGUUAAAUGAAGUUAUGGACACUUUUCUAACAUCGGAUAUCCUUAUACCUCAGCAGAAAGUCAUGCUAACAGAGGAACAAGAGUGGAGCCAAAGGUAUGCUAAGCAGAUUGAGGACUCUGGUGAUGAGACUGAGGACGACGAUCAACACUUAACUUUAAACAACAGAAUAGAAGAUUUAGGCCCAACUUAUAAGGUUAACCUAGACAAUGAAUCCCAGAGGCUGUAUUCAACUAUGCUGCAACCUUUCAUUGAUGUCUACACAACUACAGUUCUCAAUCUUCACAGGUUGGAAGACAGACAGGUUCCAGAAAGAGACUUGAUUGAGGACAUUCUCAAUGACAUUAGGAGCAGGCUUGAUGCUGGUGACCUAACAUACAAUGAGAGUGUCUCUAUGGACACUGUGAGACAAGCACUCAAAUUGCUAGAGAAGUGGGAGGUGCUAGAGUGCCACAGUCAAGACAAGAUCAAGCUUUACUACUUAGGACAACAUUACGAUGGAGAAGGCUUGCUUGAUCCAAUAAUUGAGAGGAUCCGCCAGUUUCAAUGAUCUCUAGAAAUAAUUUAUAAUAGAUUUUUUAUUGUCAAAUGUUCAUCACUUUGUUGAAUGAGUUAUUAGUUUUUAAUUUUCUUAAGAGUCUAUGAACAUUGAGAUUUUAAACCGAUAACCUUGAUAAUACCUAAUAUUUUAUCGGUUCAAUUCCUUUUAUCUAGUUUUUGCUAAUUGACUUUUAAGAUAUUUCAAAUCCUAAGUAAGAUAAGUUGUUAAACAUUGUGUACCCUUCUCUUCUGAUUAUUUUUUAACAUUUUUACUAUCCCCUUCACUCUGUUAUAUCUUAUCAAAUCCAUUUACUACUUCUUAUUUACUAGUUUUUAAUUAAAUUAACAGUGCCAUCUUGAUUCUUUGUUAACAAUUUUUUAAACUUUCAUAUUAUUUUUAAGGUUUAAUUAUGCCUUAAUACUCAAUAAUUAUUAAUGAUAAAGACUGGGACAAAUAUUGAUUAUAUUGUUGCUCUUUGUACAUUUAUAGUUUUGUAGUUAAGAUUGUUAUGUAAAUAAUUGAUUCCAUUCUGAGAAUGGUCACACAGUUACCAGGCUGGAUUUGAUUUGUUAUUGAAAUAUAUAAAACUGUGUAAU
Molecule: messenger RNA, 3298 nt
Organism: Macrosteles quadrilineatus (aster leafhopper)
Lineage: Eukaryota; Metazoa; Arthropoda; Insecta; Hemiptera; Cicadellidae
Gene: mino
Product: glycerol-3-phosphate acyltransferase 1, mitochondrial
Exons: 16
Coding region: 177-2711 (844 amino acids)
Cellular component (GO): mitochondrial membrane
Source: RefSeq, a predicted model, not a curated record